CAAGCCAAGGAGUCAAGUUUCCUUCCUUCCUUCUUACGCCCAUCCCACGUGCAAGCUCGUACAACUUGUCCACAACCACCUCCAGUGCAGAUCACUGCUGUCCUCGCGCACGUGUGAGGGUUUUGUGCGAGCCUUCCUGAAGCCCAGCUCAAAAAACAACAACCUCAUUCAACAAUGUUCGAAACUGCCAGUCCCAGUUCUCAACGCCAUCGAAUUGCCGCGCCACAGACCGGCGACUACCGAUGCGAGGAUGGACCAUGUGCGAGUAGCGGUGCCAAGCCCUGGACACACUCCUCGUCGCCGCCCUCAUUGCCGUCGACGUCACCUCCUUCUAGUCCGGAGCUAUCACCGCCUGUCCUGCCCCUGCGCUUGGCGUCUCCCCAUAGGGAAGCCAUGUCGCACUCGGCUCGCGGGGAGAUUGGCCCGCCGGCGCUCCACGUCCUUGUUUCGCCCGAAGCAGCUACUGCCCACAGCGUGGUGUCGUCCACGGCCACCUCAUUGGCAUCGCCGGCAUCCCCAUUGUCGGCUUCGCCGCCGGCAUCGUCAUCACCGGCGUCGUCGGCCUCGGACGACGCCUCGCUCUCGUGCUCGUUCUCUCGCCGCAUGAUCUCUUCGACCGACGACGAUGCUUCGGUCUCGUCGCGCGGGGCGUCGCUCACCAUUGCCCGGCUUAAUGCGCACCGUGUCGGUCGGCAGCAGGAGACAUCGGUGACGUUCUCGGCGUCGCGGACCAAGCAGCUGCCCCGGCCUGGCCCGACCGCCACCGCCUCGCCGCUUGCUGGCCCGCGGCUCGGCACCAUCAUCGCCUCGGCCUCGCCGGCAAACUCUUCCGAGCACAACGAGGUCCAGCUCGUCUCGACAACCGGCGCUUCCAAGACACUUGAGGCUGUUCUCUGGACCGACCUCACCGUCGGCUCUCGCCUCGGCUCUGGUGGCUUUGGUGAGGUCUGGACCGGGUUCUGGGGCGCGACGCCUGUAGCCAUCAAGCGCCUCUCGCCCAAGGGCGAGGAGUCGCAGCAGGUAGCCGACCUUGUAGCUGAGGCAUCGGUUCUUGCCUCGCUCUCACAUCCCAAUAUUGUUCAGCUGUUGGCGGUCUGCACCGACGCGCCCAACCUGGCCAUUGUCACCGAGCUCAUGGAGUCUGGCGACCUCCAUGCCGCGCUCUUUGGCUCGUCACGCCAUCGCCGUCGCACGCCCGAACCUGCCAGCUCUACGGCGUCAGCGUCGUCAUCUGACUCAUCACCGGGCUCGAGCAACAACAAGUCAGGCGGCCGUGCCACAACCUCGUCAGGUUCGUCGAGCUCAGUGCCCUCCGGUGGCGCCGGCUCCAAGACUAGCACGCCGUCGUCGCCAUACUCGUCGCCGUGGUCUUCAAUCCGCACAUCGGCGCGGUCGUCGUUCUUCUCCCCCGCGCUCUCGGGGCGGCACAGUGCGUCUGGAUCGCCGCUACUUGCAAGCGGCCAGCUCUCGGACAGGCUCAAGCUCUCGAUUCUCCACGGCGUGGCAUGUGGCAUGGAGUACCUCCACCGGCACGGCAUUUUGCACUGCGAUCUCAAGCCGCGCAACAUCCUGCUCUCUCGCGGCGGCUCUGUGGUCAAAGUUGCCGACUUUGGUCUCGCAGUCACGCUGCAAGACGACGAGACUCGCGGCUUUGCCGGCACUCCGCGCUAUGCAGCGCCCGAAGUCAUCAUGGGUGAUGCACCGACGGCCGCCGCAGACGUAUUUUCCUUUGGCGUUCUCCUCUACGAGACCGCUACCCAGAUGCGUGCCUUUGGCUCGGUCUCGCGAAUCAAGAACUGUUACGCCCCUCUCCUGCCGCGUGCAGUCCUUAGGUCGACGACGACACUCGACGCCGACCUGCCAGAUGUCUUCCACUCGCGCCUCUUCCGCAUGGUCCUCCCGCUCAUUGUGACCUGCAUCGCUGAAGAUCCGGUCGCCCGGCCGAGCUUUGCGGACCUCGCUGUCGCGUUUGCCUCGCUCGAGCAGCAUGCCGCACAGGUGGGCCAGAUUUUCCCGUCGGUCCCGCCGCUGCCGGACCCGGCUACCUCACUUGCGCGGCCCGAUCUCGUGCGAACCGCUGUCCGGCUCCUUACCCAGUCUGUCAACGUUCUUGCCCAUCCAGCAGGUGUUUGUUCGACAUCACACGGGGCUAGUCGGUCGGCGGGUGGCCACAAGGCCGGGCUUUUACUCUCUGCUCCUGCCGGCGCAGGCAAAACCUGGCUCGCCACCCACGUUGCCCACAACCGUGAAGUGGGCGCUGCCUUUGUCGACGGCAUCCACUGGUUCACCCUAGGCGCCCACCUCGAGCUAUCGGCGCUGUAUCCGGCGCUCGCACGCGAGCUCGGUAUCAAGCUCUCGACACACCAGCAGCGGUCGAUCAAGGCUGCCCGCGAGGCGCUCACGGCUGCCAUAGCCUCGGCUUCCCUGCUCCUCGUCCUCGACAACCUGUCAUCUCCCGCGGAGCUUGCGCUUUGCGACGUACUGAGCGCUGCACCGCGCUCGCGGCUGCUUAUUACGGCCCGCUCCGACGUGGCCCCAAUGCUGCGCGGGCCAGCGUUACCACGACUCGACGCCUUUGCUCUGCCUCCGCUCUCAGACGCCGACGCGCGGGCGCUGCUUGCGCUUGCUGCGGCGUGCCCCAUUAACGACCUUCCGCCCGAGGCCGACCCACUCCUAGUCGAGUGCGAGUCGCUGCCGAUUGCGCUAUCCCUCGUCGGAGCUGUCGUGGCCCACAAGCGCCAGUCGGCGUGGAAGUUUGCCCUUGACCAGGUGACCGAGUCCAAGUCGCGUGGGCUCUCGCCGCUGCGAAUGGCGACUGCGCUCACGGUCCGUGCCAUGCAUGCGCUCCGGUUCCGAUUUCUUGACCUGCAAGUCCUUCCGACGCUCACGCUGUUGCCCAUCGACCCGCUGGUGGUCCUCUGGGGCUCGUUACCGGAGCCGCUCUCCGAGUACGACAUCGAUGCCGUGCUCGACGAGUUUGCAAGGCAUGGGCUCGUGCGGCUGUCGAACCCAUCGACCUCGUCGCACGCUGUGUUGGCCUUUACCAUUCUGCCCAAUGCCGCCGAUUAUCUGGCAUGGGAAGUACGGGCUGAUACUCGCCGACAUGUUGCAGCCCACGCCGCCAUUCUCGACGCGUACAAGACCACGAGCAAGCUCCAAUCGUGGGUCUGCGGUCCUGUUACCCACGACGCGUACUACCGGCAGCACACUGUACGGCACUUGCUUGCGGUCAACGCUCUCCAAGACGCAAUCGACCUUGUCACGUCGUUUGAGUGGUAUCUCAAGUCUUCACGCGCCGAGCGCGACGCCGAGCCGUGGCUCUCGGCUGGCGCAGAUGGCCUUGCAUCGUAUCUUGCCGACUUGGGGCGCGUGGUGAUGGCGGCCAAGCGGGCACGGCUGCCGGUGGUCAAGGACCUUCUCUUGCUCCGCGAGCUGUUUUCUCUCUCGCGGUCUGCGCUCCUGCGGUACCCAUCUAUGGUCGGCUACCAGUUUCUCGGCCGGCUGUGGCCGGUGCCUGACCUCGCGGAUGUACCUGUGGCCAUUGCGCGGUUUGUGGACGCUGCUCUUGUGCACAAGUCACGCGGACACUUGCUGUAUGUGCCGCGGACUCGCCUGCUCACCGCGCACGGAGGCGCGAUGGACUCGGUCCUCCGCUCGCAUCCUCACCCGAUCCAUGAUGUUGUCUCACUCGGAGGACCGAUGUUUGCCUCGCUCUGUGCCGACUCGGUCUGUGUCUGGGACAUUAGUGCCGAGGCCUGGCACGAGUACCCGCUCGGCUUUCUCAUGCCGCCAACGCUUGGAGGCUCACCAAGCCCCAACACAGCUGGUGUGGGAGGCGGUCCCGGAUUAAGUGCCAGAGCCUCGUCUGGCCUGCAGUUGCUCGGCAGUGACGGCUUCCUCGGCAUUGUCGCCGACGGCUGUAUCCGCAUCUUCUCGGUAGACGCCGACGCAGGCGUUGGCUCGGCCAUCAACGAGUACAACUCGUACACUCGCGGGUCGUCGGCGGUGAUCACCAGCGCAGCCCUAGUCGAAAUGGAUGACGACAUGUACAUUGUCAUGCUGGUGUGCAGCGAGGGCUGUGCGACGCUCCGGGCGAGGCUGCUGACACCGGCUGGUUUUACGCCCAACUCGUCUCCGGCCUGCUCGCCGGCGCCGAGCGGCCUCGACGGUGCGGGCCUCGUCGAGGCUAUCGAGCUGCCAAGCGGGCUCGGUUACGUUGAUGUGCUGCCUGCGCGCGAGGCGCCGCUGGCUGCAGUUGUGGCGCCGCAAGCAGGCAUUGUCACCGUCGUCGAUUAUGACGUCGGCGCGGUCCUAUUCCAUGCCACACUCCCGGUCUCGGUCCGUAUCGCUGACAUGUCGGUGGUCGAGUUGGCUUGCGAUGGUACCAUGCUCGCUGUUGCGUCGCCAGACCGGAUCCUCCUGUGGACGACCGAGAACGACGGUAGCUGCUUGUUUGACCUCGCCAACGCCGUCGAGCCUAUGGUCACACUCGACGUCAAGCACGCCAGCGCUUUGCAGUUUGUGCCCGAGUCGACGCUCUUGCUCGUCAGCCAGCCGUCUGGCCACUUGUGCGUUGCCUCGACGGCGUCUGGGAGGAUGCUCGGCAAGCUCCGCGUCCACGUCCCGACAGCCGUCACAGCACUCUCGGCCGCCAAGGUUGACGACCGGUACAUGGUGGUCUCUGGCGACGCCGACGGUGUGCUUGGGGUGUGGUCGGCUAGUGGACUUGUCAACCAGCUCUCGACUAUGUCGCUGGCAGGCGGUGCGCACCGUGGGCUCGCCCACCGCGCGCCGGUCACCUCGCUUGCGGUCCAUCCUGACGGAAGCCUGGUGGUGACCGGCUCGAGCGACCGAACGCUGCGUGUGUACUCCAGUGACUCGCAGACGGUGGUCGCCAUUCUUGUGGGCCACAGUUCACGAGUUAUUGCCCUGACCUGGAUGAGCAAGACCAUGCUUGCGUCCAUUGACGACAACGGCACGGUCGCGCAAUGGCAUGUAUCUAGAGCAGACGCCCACAUGGUGGCCAAGGGUGCGCUGCCGACGCUCGGCGCCGUCGGUGCUGCGGUAUGGCUCGGCACCCGCAUCUUUGUCGGCUUUACCAACGUCAUGGAUCGCAUUCCGGCCGUCCAGGCCUUUGACAUGGUCCGCUCCGAGGGCGGAACCGGCGCCGUGCUGGACCUACCGUUUGUCCACGGCUUUACCGGUGUGGCCGGCUCGUUUCUCGCUGCUGCGUCAUGUCUCCUUGUCACUCGUUGCUCGCUUCCCGACUCAACGUCUGCCGUGGUCCACAACACCUCGACGCUGAAGCCGGUAGCACGGCUGGAGGGACUCCACUUUGCGCCGCUGACCUGUGCACACAUGCUCGAGGUUGCAUCGCGGGUGUUUGUGGCAACGGGCGCGCUCGACAAUUCGGUGGUAGUUUGGGACGCCCGUAGCGGCGCCGCGCUCUGCACGUUGACAACCCGCAACGGGACGGUGGCGGCAUUGCGACUGUUCACAUUUCACGGCUCGCCGUCACUGCAUCUCGCAGUUGCCGACACCGGGCGAUCGCCGGGCAUACUUGUGGUGGCGCUGCGCGCGGCGGCGCUUGCGUCCGGCACGGUCUCUUCUGACGGUGACGGCGAAGGCGAGAAGGCUAAGAGCCGGUUGCGGCGCAAAGCCAAGUCGCGCCGACGUCGCAAGGGCAAGUCAUUGCUCAAGGGCACUGUCUUGGAGGAGCUUGCGGACGCAACCAUGCUGCGGGUCUUCUCGCGGCGGAUCCACCAGCUCGACGCCGGGUGUGCGCUGCUGGAGGUGUGUGACUCGGGCGCAUCGCUGUUUGUGGUGGUAACCGAGGCGCGAACGUUCCACCAUCUAACGUCGCUCGCGGUGCUUCGUGACGCAGCCGAGGCCGACCAACAGCGCGGCGUACUCGAGACGCUGUGGCACUCGCUGCGGAGCGCGUGGCAUCGUGCGCAGUGGCAUGAAAACCGGCUGCAUGAUUCGCGUGCAGUCCGCAACGCCUCUGUCGGGUACCUUGUGACUCACGCAGGGCAGAGCCGUGGCCAGAUUGCGGAGCAACCGGUCUCGCUCGAGCUGCUGCGAGCCAACGCAGUGGUGGUGGUGAAGACUGCAGGCCGGGUGUACGUAUGGCGUGGCCCGCGGGCGCCACGGCGAGUCAUGGUGCGGGCCAUCACACUGGCGCAGUCGCUGACAAAGCAAGGUCGACGAAUGCCGCUGGUGAUCCUGGGUGCAUGCGAUGGUGUUGCGCGCGGCGUGUCCAAGACGAUGAACAAGGAUCUUUUCGCGAUUGAGCCGCCGUACGACGCGCUCUGGCGUGUGCUUGUGCCUCCCGAGUCGGAGGGCAACUACGCGCAAGUGGCGCAGGUCAAGGCGGCCGACGAGCUGCGACCGGUCUCUGUCGAGUGGCUGCGGGCGCUGGCGGCCGAGUGGCAGCGGCUGCACGAGGUGUGCGACGACCGUGCGGAUGGUCUCGUGGCGCGCGAGGUGGCCCGCGGUGUGCUCUACUCAGAGUACCUUUCUUCAAGCGGUGUGUUCCUCAUCGGGACCCUGGUUGGGCUCUGGGUCUGGGUCGGCGACGAUGUACCCGAGGGCUUGCGAGCCAAGGUGCUUCAGCUCGUCCGCGAGAUGGACAACAGUGCAGGGUCUGGCGAUGAUGGGCGAAUGCUGCUGAACACGUAUCCGUGGGAUGCGGAGCAACGGCCGAUGGCAUGGCAAAGGCUCCAGGUGGUGUAUGACGGCUCAGAGCCGGUCAUUUUGCGUUCUGCACUCUCUACGGCUGCCGCGCCGAGUUCGGAAGAGAGCUCGCCGCUCAGCACGGCGGCAUGGACGGGCGAUUCGUCGACCGCGAGCCAAUCGGCGCCGUCGGUAUCGUCUGCCGGCGCGCCGCGCGAUCUUUGGAUGGAGCUUGCGGAUGGGCCAGAGUCGUGGUACGAGCCGGCGCGAUACGGGCUGCCGUGGCUGGAGCAGCGGGCGCUGAUGAGCGCGGCGUCGACAACGACGACCAGCACAGGUUCAUCGGGUGGCUCGGGAGCAGAGCUGGAGCGCGUACACGACUCGCAGAUCCGCAUUCUCUCGCGGGUCUUGUGCUUGUUGAGGACAGUGAGCGGGCGUGGCAGUGGGACGAGUUUGGUUCUGUCUUUUUCAUGGGCUGCGCCAUGGUUGUAUGUGCCAUUGUCCAGUACCCGAGCCAGACGGCUGAGGUGGCGGCAAGUGGCGGCAUGGUGACGCGGGCGCAUGUGUGGCUCUGGGUCGGCGAGGAGCUGGCGAGCGGAAGCAACAGUGCAUCGUCGUCGAUCUCGGAGAGCGCGUCGUCGCACGACCAUCUGCUGAAUGCAGUCUCGAGUGCGAUGUGGAUGCAAGACCUACAGCUAGGUAUGCCGGGUACGCCGGUGGUGACGCUGGUCCGGGCUGGAUGCGAGGAUGGCGUCUUCCGCAUGGUCGUGCCGAACAUGGUGGUGCUUCGCGGGUCGCCGCGGCGGUUUGAGAGCUGUGACGAGAUUCUCAGUCGGGCACUGGCAUUCAAGGUUGGCUCGUCGUCGAGCUCGCACUCGGCAGCCGAUGGCGAGGGCGAGAACAUUGCGGAGAUUGGCGUGCCGUCGCCGUCACUGUCGCCGUCGCCGCUGGUGCCUGCACCCGGGGUCGAUGAUGGCGGCAUGCGGUUCCAUGUCAACGCACGGACGCGGAUGGUGGUGGAGCUGGUUGACUGCUGCGAGUCAGCAAGCGUGCUGGAUGCUUCAUCGGUGUACGCAGUCGUGGCGCCGCCGUCUGUGCGAAUGUGGGCCGGACCGGGGGCGUCGGAACGCGCCCGCGACGUGGCAACGCACCUGGUGGGCGAAACGAGCGCUAUGUUCGAGCGGCUGCUGGGUGUGUCGAUGCAGCCGCUUGCGGUAGCUGCGGCUGGCAUGGCGCCAACAGCAAUUGGGCUGAACGGAGAGACUACCAAUGUGUGGCGCGGGUCAGAGCUCUUUAUGAUUGUCGACUUUUCCGGCCCGGUCGACAACCCGGUGGUGACGGUCCAUCCAGUCCUUGACGAGCGGCGGGGCGAGGUGGCGCUGCGGACGCGGUUGCUGGACGAUCUGGCGACGUCGGCAUUUCUGGUAGUUGUCUUUCCGGACGCGUCUGUCCACGGGCGGCAGGUCGGCUGGUGGUCGCGGUCGCCGCGGCCCGAGGCCAGCCACCUCGACGCGCUGGCCGGCCUUGCCUCGCGGUUCUUGGCCAGCAGCGGUCCCGAGCCACCAGUAUUUACUUCUGGCAAGCCUGCUGCCGCCACUGACCUGCUGUUUGAGCUUGAUCGCGUCGAUCUUGAUCUUGCGUUUGUACUGUAACAAAGUCGACAUGUAGCUG
Thecamonas trahens ATCC 50062 is the source of this 8346-nucleotide messenger RNA. Its product is annotated as serine/threonine protein kinase. Lineage: Eukaryota; Apusomonadida; Apusomonadidae. Gene Ontology annotation, biological process: protein phosphorylation. The record is from RefSeq and is a predicted model, not a curated record. The transcript has a single exon. Bases 175 to 7227 code for a protein of 2350 amino acids. Gene Ontology annotation, molecular function: ADP binding; ATP binding; protein kinase activity.